AUGAAGACAAGUUAUUCAUUAGGGUCUAGUAAUAGUCCCAAAUCCUUCCAGGCCUAUCCAAGGGGUGAAUUUGACUUGGAAUCUGGAAUUGUAAAAAAAUCUCGAAAGCCCAAAAAAUCUCUCAUUAAAAUGCUAUAUUCGUUAGGAAAAAGAAUCCAAUACUAUUACAAGCUUCACCCUCUUAUGGUUUUCUUGAUUUGCUUUUCACUUGGGAUUACAAUCCUCAUAAUUCUAUCCAUAUACGGGAAGCCCAUUAGAAUGAUGCCAUAUUAUAGGAAACUAGAUGCUAAUGUGGAUGAUUAUCCGUUUUCGAAGUUUAAGAAUCUUGUAAUGGUGGCGGGGCAUUCGAUUUAUACGAGUAGUAGUUGUGAGAAGGUUGAUAAAGAGGAUUCUUGGUUUUUGGAGUCAUAUCAGAGGCAUCCAGGCCAAGCUGCUACUUUUGUUACACAUAUACAGAAGGGGGUAGAGAUUGCAGCCGAUGAUGAUGAGGCAUUGCUCUUGUUUAGUGGGGGUGAGACGCGGAAGGAUGCAGGUCCACGAAGCGAAGCACAGAGUUAUUGGGUUGUUGCUGAGUCAAAAAAAUGGUUUGGCAAGCAAGACAAUGUGAGAUCGAGAGCACUAACAGAAGAACACGCAAGAGACAGCUUUGAGAAUCUUCUCUUCAGUGUGUGCCGGUUCCGGGAGCUUACUGGCACAUAUCCUCAGAAUAUAACUGUUGUUGGUUACGAUUUUAAGGAAGAGAGAUUUGUUCGUCUUCAUCGAUCAGCAAUUGGAUUUCCCGGGGCAAGGUUCUCGUAUGCAGGCACACCUUCUUCCCAAAAUUCGAGGGAGGCAGCUUUAAAAGGGGAAGCAUUGGUGAGGGCUCAAUUUCAAGACGAUCCUUAUGGUUGCUUAGGUUCACUUCGUCGCAAAAAGCUUGGACGUGAUCCUUUUCAUCGGUCGAUCCCUUAUCCUAAUGGAUGCCCUGAAAUCGAAGGUUUGUUCAGAUAUUGUGGGAAUGCUCCAUAUCCAGGUUACCUUCCAUGGGCUUAG
This is a messenger RNA of Fraxinus pennsylvanica, 1032 nucleotides long. The record is from the annotation of a GenBank genome assembly. Lineage: Eukaryota; Viridiplantae; Streptophyta; Magnoliopsida; Lamiales; Oleaceae.